Messenger RNA from Eufriesea mexicana, 3030 nucleotides. RefSeq names its product facilitated trehalose transporter Tret1-2 homolog. The transcript has 6 exons. The coding region runs from base 1030 to 2550 and encodes 506 amino acids. Gene Ontology annotation, cellular component: membrane. Gene Ontology annotation, biological process: transmembrane transport. The record is from RefSeq and is a predicted model, not a curated record. NCBI's taxonomy places the organism in Eukaryota, Metazoa, Arthropoda, Insecta, Hymenoptera, Apidae. Gene Ontology annotation, molecular function: transmembrane transporter activity.
GGGUGCCACAUACGUUUCAGCGAUCGCGUGUCAGCAAACGCGGAAUAUCGCGACCCGCCACGGAUGUGAAUGGUCCACGACGAUCGUGAAGGAAGAAACGUCGGUCCCGCUGGCAGCAGAUAAAACCGGACCUGCAUUCAGUGAAUAACGAGUCUUUGCGUGGCUGUCCUCUCGGCUGCAACUGCAACACCAUCGAGCGUUGUGCCACCAGCCCGACUCCAACCCGGCACCAGACUCUCCUGCACGUGCACCCUUCGCGAUUUACGAAGCCGAGAGCUCGAGGGAGAGACCCGUUUGGACCUCUUGGGGUCGUAGGAAGACCUGGAUUCUCGCGGUCAGAGGUGAAAGAAGAGCCGAGAAUCGCGUGGCCAAAGGUGUGGACCGAUAUAUAACCUAGAAGAAUAUCAGGAAACUGAGACACGUCGAGUGGGUGUGGUGAGAGGAAUCGCUCGAGGAGCCAGCUAGUCUAUCUCGUUAUGAAGUUAUUCGAGUGACGAACCUGGUCCAGGAGAGUGACUUCGCGGGGUGAGAAAGGGCGAGGAGGAAGGAGAAGCAGGAUAACGCGGGAAAGAGAUCGUGAUCGUCGGGCAAGAUCGAGAGAGCGAGGAUUUCGAGUGUAAUUGGAGUUCUCGUUGGUGUCUGUUCGAGAUCUGACAAAGUGUUCCCUAGACACGGAGGGGAAAUGAAUUUAUGGGAAGCGUUGGAGGAGGCCGAGGACAAAAAUUUCUCUAAUUGGAGACUGCAUAACUGCUUGCUGUGGAAAAAUGUCUUGCUGCUUCACUGCGGGGACUUCUGGUUGAUUCACUCUUUCUAGGAAUGUGGGAUCUCUAUUUGUGGGUAGAGUUCACAGAGUCUGACGAUGAUGGAGCACUGAGCGUCCUGUAGCUCGACUGAUACAACCUGUUGGCAGAGAUUCUCAGGUACCCAUUGGAGAUCGGUAGUUCCAGUGUGAAGGAAGAAGAGGAGAAAAAUAGGGAAGAAAUAAAGGGACGUCGUGACGUUUGCAAAGGUACCAUAAAAUACGCAGAAAUGAGUAUCAAAAACGAACAGAAUAGCACGAACGGGCACGUGUUGGGGUGCUCUGAUACCAAGAUGGACAUCGACGAGGACGAGGAAAAGAGGCGGGAGAGGAAAGGUGUCGUAUAUCAGAUUAUCAUGUCGCUGGUCGCGAACUCCUCGGUUUUGGGCCCUUCCAUGGCGUUCGGCUACAGCGCAGUAGCGCUGGGGCCAUUAAUGGCGCCUACCAGUGACGUGAAGAUCGACAGCGGACAGGGAAAUUGGAUUGCCACCGCUACGGCACUGGGUAUUCCACUUGGUUGCAUCGUCUCCAGUUUCUCCAUGAGACACGGAAGAAAGCUGAGCCUGUUGAUAACGUCCAUCGUGUCCAUCGUUGGCUGGAUGGUGAUUUAUCUCGCUGGAACGUACGAACAAAUUCUCGUAGGCAGAAUCAUUUCCGGAAUCGCGACCGGCACAGCAUCUGUUCCAGCCACUGUUUAUAGCGCAGAGGUUGCCUCUCCAAUAUGGCGGUCCACGAUGGUCACGUGGACCAGCAUAACCAUCGCCGUCGGCAUUCUAACCGUCUACGUCUUUGGCUAUGCGUUCAAGGACAACUGGCGAAUGGUGGCUCUGAUGUGCGCCCUGUUCCCGGUGGUCUCGGUCGUGCUGACCUUGGCCGUCGUCCCAGAAACCCCGAUCUGGCUGCGAGAUAGAGGUCGUCUAGACGAGGCGCUGCAGGUGCUGAAAAGGUUCCACGGGAUCCCGAAACACGUGCCGCCCCCGUCUAAGUUGUGUCAAGAGCUGAAGCCGCGUCCCCAGCGCAAGAAGCAGAACCUGAUGAAGCACCUGCUGAAGAGGAACGCCAUGGUGCCGUUCGCCAUUAUGCUGAGCUACUUCUUCUUCCAGCAGUUCUCCGGGAUCUUCGUGGUGGUCUAUUACGCGGUAGACAUCGUGCAGAGUGCCGGUGUCACCAUAGACCCGAAUCUGGGAGCAGUUCUGAUAGGAGUGACCAGGUUGCUGGGUAGCAUACUGGUGGCGUGCGUGUCGGGGAAGUAUGGCCGACGGAAAUCCUCGAUCGUUUCUGGGCUAGCCAUGACGAUCUUCAUGGGGAUACUGUCGGCUUACUUGCUGCUGCAGGACAGGGGGUACACCAUAAACGACGGCGGCCUGAUCCCCGUGAUGUGCAUACUGAUGUACAUUUUCGGGAGCGCGCUCGGUUUCAUGGUGAUUCCCUUCGCCAUGGUGAGUGAAGUGUAUCCUGCAAAGGUGAAGGAAGUGUUAACGGGCGUGACCUCGUGUAUCACUUUCAUCUUUAGCUCGAUCACCGUGAAAACUUAUCCGGAUAUGGAGGCUGCUAUGGGCAGGCACGGAGUGUUCAUCUUUUUCAUGCUGAUGUCGUUCCUUGGCACAUUGUUCGUUGCGUUCUUCCUGCCUGAAACAAAGGGAAAAUCCUUGAGGGAGAUCGAGGAUAUGUUCUCGAGGAGGAAGGCAGCCGACGAUGAUUCAGAGGAGAAGAGCAUGAUGGAUGUCAAGAAUGGUACAGCGGGCGCGUGAUUCUCCGGGAGGAAUCUCGGGGACAAAGAUGAAGUUGGGAAAUUAUAGCGAAUCGAGAAAUGCGUAUCAAUGCAAAUAGGAAAAUAUCUCGAGAUAUUUUUUAUUUAAUCUUAAGCUUCGAAGCAUUCGCGGAGAAUUCGGACGAAAAUUAGCACGGCUCACCUGCCGGAGAGUUAAUCUCUCGCGAGUCUAAUUUCGAUGCCUAAUUAAUCGCGCGAUUGCUAUAAGUUACGAUUGCCUGCCAUCCAUCUGCUCGUUCUUCUUUAGCAUAAUUUAAGAAGUUAGUCCGCCGGUUAAUGUUCGCGCGAUUAAAUAUUUUUAUACCGUUAAUAGAUGCUAAAGGUAAUUAAUAAAAUACCGAACCCGAGUAACGAUCCGUGUUGCACGAUAUUAUCUUUUAAUUAUAGCUUUGAAAUGUAAUAUCGAUGUUUUGUAACUGAACUACCGUUGGCAUUAAAGAGAAGCGAUCGACGGCUCGGA